This is a messenger RNA of Mesocricetus auratus (golden hamster), 1206 nucleotides long. Its product is annotated as olfactory receptor 483-like. Gene Ontology annotation, molecular function: G protein-coupled receptor activity; olfactory receptor activity; odorant binding. The transcript is spliced from 2 exons. Gene Ontology annotation, cellular component: membrane. The record is from RefSeq and is a predicted model, not a curated record. The coding region runs from base 1 to 942 and encodes 313 amino acids. Gene Ontology annotation, biological process: sensory perception of smell; G protein-coupled receptor signaling pathway. NCBI's taxonomy places the organism in Eukaryota, Metazoa, Chordata, Mammalia, Rodentia, Cricetidae.
AUGGCUUUCCUGGAGGAUGGGAACCACACUGCAGUGACAGAGUUCAUUUUAUUGGGAUUGACAGAUGACCCGGUUCUCAGAGUCGUCCUCUUCAUUAUCAUCCUGUGCAUCUACCUGGUGACUGUGUCUGGGAACCUCAGCACCAUCCUUCUCAUCAGAGUCUCUUCCCAGCUCCAUCAUCCCAUGUACUUUUUUCUCAGUCACUUGGCUUCUGUUGACAUAGGCAUGUCAUCUUCUGUCACACCCAAUAUGCUUGUCAAUUUCCUGGCUAGUCAAAGCACCAUCUCCUACCUUGGAUGUGGCAUCCAACUCAGCUCAGCUGAUUUCUUUGGGUCAGUCGAAUGUUUCAUUCUGGCUGCCAUGGCUUAUGAUCGAUUCAUAGCAAUCUGCAACCCACUGCUAUAUUCAGUCAAAUUGUCCGCACAGGUCUGUGUCCUUUUGGUCAUGGGAUCUUAUGUAGGGGGAUUUCUUAAUGCUUUCUUUGCUAUAGUUUACUUUUUCUCUUUUAUUUUUUGUGGACCAAAUAGAAUCAAUCACUUUUUCUGUGAUCUUGCUCCUGUGAUGGAACUCUCUUGUUCUGAUGUCACUGUCUUUGUAGUUGUUACCUCAUUUUCAGCUGGCUCAGUUAUUAUGAUCACCGUGUUUGUCAUAACGAUCUCUUAUUCCUAUAUCCUCAUCACUAUCCUGAAGAUGCAUUCCACUGAGGGUCGCCAGAAGGCCUUCUCCACCUGCACCUCCCACCUCACUGCAGUCACUCUCUACUAUGGCACCAUCACAUUCAUUUAUGUGAUGCCCAAGUCCAGCUACUCCACAAACCAAAAUAAGGUGGUCUCUUUGUUCUAUAUGGUGGUGAUCCCCAUGUUAAACCCACUCAUCUACAGCCUGAGGAAUAAGGAGAUGAAGGAUGCACUGAAGAGACAGCUUGAGAUUGAAGAACCCUGAAGAAAAGGUGAGGAAGACUGUAGGAAUCAGAGGGGAUGAAGGACACCAGAAGAAUAUGGCUCACCAAAUCAACUAAGCAUGACUCACAUUGGCUCACAGUGACUGACAUGGCAAGCACAUGGCCUGCAUGGGUCUGUACGUGAAAUGUUAUGACUGUUAUCAUGAUUUUGUGGUUCUCCUAACAGUGGGAACAGGUAUAUCUCUGACUCCUUUGCCUGUACUUGUGACUCUUCAUGAUUUGGUAGGAGGGCAGGGAAGAGAAAA